AUGAUCGCUACCGAGUUCAACGAAGGCCCAUUUAAGCUUAUUUGCGAUGAUCUUGGCCUCGCCAAUAUGAUCGUUAAAAGUUCUGAAGAUCUUACUAUCGUCGGGAUAGUAGAUCUAGAAUGGGUGUACGCGGGGCCAGCGCAACUAUUCUGCUCGGCGCCUUGGUGGCUCCUUUAUGAUCGGCCCAUCAAUGAAGAGUGGGAUUUCAAGAUGGGAAAGCCACCUGAGCUUAAUAACCGGUUUUUCAAGUGCCUUGAUAUGUUCGUCCGUAUUUUAGCUGAAGAAGAGUCAAAGACAUUAGGAAAUGAAGAAGUCUCCACUCUUGUUCAAUGGUCGAUGGACUCAGGGGCUAUGUGGCUCCAUAUGCUCCUCUCUUGUGGCUUUUUGGAUAUGUCCAAUUUUCCCUAUGCACAAUUACAGGGGAAAACAGGGCCUGAAAUAUUGGAUCAAGCGUUGAAAAAGCUUCGGGAUACUGCAGAAGUGAAGGACUUUAUCGAAAGGAAGAUGAACGACCUGUGUAAGUAUGACGAGGAUUUGGACAAAAUUGAAGAGUACAAUGCCGUUGGGAAAAUGACGCGGGAGGAAUUCGUUAUCUCUGUUCAGUCUCUUUUGAGACUUGACGAAUAG
Molecule: messenger RNA, 627 nt
Organism: Penicillium vulpinum
Lineage: Eukaryota; Fungi; Ascomycota; Eurotiomycetes; Eurotiales; Aspergillaceae
Exons: 1
Coding region: 1-627 (208 amino acids)
Source: RefSeq, a predicted model, not a curated record